Ziziphus jujuba (common jujube) is the source of this 894-nucleotide messenger RNA. RefSeq names its product F-box/kelch-repeat protein At3g17530. The transcript has a single exon. NCBI's taxonomy places the organism in Eukaryota, Viridiplantae, Streptophyta, Magnoliopsida, Rosales, Rhamnaceae. The record is from RefSeq and is a predicted model, not a curated record. Bases 1 to 894 code for a protein of 297 amino acids.
AUGGUGUGUAAGUCAUGGUUGCUUCUCAUUAACAGUCCUUCCUUCAUUGAUCAACACCUAGAGGUGAGCAAGAAGAGCAAUCUAUGUUUCCUCCUCAACAGUCAUCAGGAGGAAACCCACCAACAAUCUAUCUCUAUAGUUUCUCAUCAAACACUCAUAGUUUUCGAAACCCACCGAGCAGUCUUAUCCAGUCGAGGGAAAACUUGCUCUCAGCGUCUUCACAUUGUAAGUUCUUGUAACGGUAUUGUAUGUCUUACAUACAGCGAGAAUUAUGAGACUCUAGCACUUUUAUGGAACCCUGCAACUAGACAAACGACAAAACUCCAUGUCCCAAAUUACUGCCACGGCCAAAGAGAUCAUAAGAAUUGUAAUGAUACUAUUGGAUUCGGUUUUGAUGCUAAAAACAAUGAUCUUAAUGUAGUCUCAAUUACUUAUCCUCCCUGCCGUUUCAAAGCUAAGGUAUACAGCUUAAAAACAAGUUCAUGGACAAGAACAAGUUUUUCAUCAAAGGAUGCGGAUUUGGUUAUAACUAGUGUAUCUUAUUAUGGUGUGUUCUCUGGUGGAAUGUAUUCAUGGAUAGCAUCAAUGAAAGAAAAAGGAAAAAGUAUCUUGGAGGAGAAGAGAAAGAUAAUCUCAUUUGACAUGGCCAGUGGAAAGCUUAUAUUAACACCCUUACCUUGUAAUACUACCGAUAGACAGAGAUAUUUUACCAUUAUUCCCACAUCGGCUCUUAGCGGAUCAUUUGCUAGUGUUUAUGGUCAUACUACUGGUAUUGAGACGAGCGCAUGGAUGCUUGGUAAAUAUGGUGUUAAAGAGUCGCGGACUAGACUAUUUGCUUUUUGGUUCACCACCUGCAUACCAACGAAAAUUUGGACUUCUGAACAACAUUGGUAA